Messenger RNA from Phytophthora nicotianae INRA-310, 1680 nucleotides. RefSeq lists its product as hypothetical. The transcript has 14 exons. The record is from RefSeq and is a predicted model, not a curated record. Lineage: Eukaryota; Oomycota; Peronosporomycetes; Peronosporales; Peronosporaceae. Bases 1 to 1680 code for a protein of 559 amino acids.
AUGGGAAAACUACGUGUCAAUGAAGGAAACAACGUUAAGUCGGGCUUUGGGGAAGAUGAGAUUGGCGAACUGCGCAAGUACAUCGUCGACAUGAUGCAGGCUGAGAUGGAGCUCAUGGAGAACAUCAAGCUGAACGAGCGCAACGUGGCGGCGGCGAACGCACGCAUCAAAUACUUCAAGGAAUUGAUUUCUCAAGAACGUGCGCGCUAUAAAACACUGAGAAGGGAGCUGGAGGGAGACACUGUCGAGCUCAAGAGUUUGGAAGAAAAGCAAGUCGUUGCUGAGGCGAAGCACCGCGAGUUCCGAGACGCCGUAGCCAAACGUGAGAGCGAGGUGCAAGUGCUUCGCACUCGAUUUCAGCAACAACGCGCCGCCAUGCUCAGUUUGAGAUGCCAGGUCUUGAGUGCUACUUCAAAUUUGGACAAACUGUCGUCGAUACAUGCAUCGGUGGAGAAGGAGACACAGAACGUUACUGUGGCCUUGGAGGAGUGUGCUGAGCCGGUCGAACAGCGCACUGCUCGCCAGAAGCUUCGUGCCAAAAUCAAAUACACGCAACGAUUCGUCGUACAGAUGGAGGAGGAAACCAACCAGCUUGCCGAGAAGCGAGCCAAGCUUGAAGCUGAAGUACUCAAGUGCGAACAGGAAGCGGACAAGCUACGCGAGUCAAUCUUUCUCAAGGAGAAGGAAGUCGAAGUCUUGUUCAACCGUCUGCGUGCCGAUACGCUUCACGUCGUCAAAGAAAACGGAAAGAUCGAAGGCAAAUUGAAAGCCAAGCGCAGAAACUUUCGCGUCAAAACCAAGAACGAGAUAAACUCACUCAAGCGCCGAGUCACCUUUGUAACAUCUGAGCUUGAAAGAGGCCAGAUGACGAACGAGGAUGCGCUGUCUAGUAUUGACGCUUUAAGCACCAGACGUGAAGGGCUAGAACAGAGGCUGAACGGACAAAACGAGCAAAUAGCUGCUGUCGAGACUGCUAUUACCGAGCUACAGGCAUCGAUCGCAACUUUUGGCCGAAAUGAAGAAGGCUUCGACACCACACGUCUUCAAGAAGAGCUGAAUAUAAAGCGUGAAGAUGCUCAAGUGGCUCAAAAGAAGUUGGAAGAGAAACAGAAUCUCCUUGAGCUCCUGGAAGCAGACCAAAAUCAACUUGAUGCAACAUUGAAGGACGUCGAAGCGCACAUUGUUGCGGCAAAAGAUACAACGGAACGGCUCGAUCGUGAGAUCGUAUCUCUGGCUAAAGACAUUAAUGACCAAGAGGCGAAAAGCAGAAGCUUAAGUGCAUCUGCGGCUGAUGCAAAGAAAAAGAGCGAUGAUCUCCAGGCAGAAUGUCAGAAACAGCAGCGCAAGAACAAAAUCUCUGCCAAGACCCAAGCAAAACUUCGUCGUCAAAAGAACUCACUAUUCAAGCAGGAAAAAGAAUUGGCGUCGGAAAUUCAAGAAGCAGAACGCUUAUGCAGAAUCUUGGGUGAAGGUAUCAAGUACGGCAUGGAAUGCGUUGAGAGACUCAGAGAAUCAAAUGCGCUCUGCGACGACAAAGAAAAACGCAUCGAGUUUGAACUUCGUCGCCAAGAACUCAGCUUGCAACAGCAAUGCGCACAGGAAGAGUCCAAAUUUCAGGCAGAUGUUGCCUCUUGGGAUGAAAAGAUCAAAGAUGUGGAGCGACAACUUCGUAGUCUUUAA